Molecule: messenger RNA, 931 nt
Organism: Chironomus riparius
Lineage: Eukaryota; Metazoa; Arthropoda; Insecta; Diptera; Chironomidae
Source: the annotation of a GenBank genome assembly
GAUUAUUUAUAUUCAAUGUGAUAAAACAGAACUUUUUAAAAUUAAAUUCAGUACUUUACUGUUUUUCUCUUAAUCUACAAGUGCCUUUUAAUGAUGCUCAAAUUAAUCCACGUCGCCAUUUUCAUCAUAUUUUGUGAUAAAAUAUUUUCAUUACCAUAUGAUGUGGAAAAAUGUAAAAUUGAUGACGAAAGUUGCUUAUUAACAUCAUCAAAUAAGGUUCUUCAAAAAUACUAUGGAGGAAUCCCAGAAAUUGAUCUUGCAUCACUCGAUCCCUUCCUUGUCAAUCAAUUUUUCGUUGAUCGUAAAUAUAGCACGAUUAAAAUUAAGAAUGGAGACUUUAGUAAUAUGAAAAUGCGAGGUCUUCAAUCCGCAACAAUUGAAAAGAUUUCAGGAUUUGAUAAGGAUCAUUUGGAAAUUGAAUUUAAAGCACCAAAGUUAACUUUUACUGGUUCUUUUAAAGCUGAUGCGAAAGUCUUGUUCUUUCCUAUCAAUACUGAUGGGGAAUUUACAUUGAAAUUGUACGAUUAUGAUGCAAAACUCAACAUCAAACUUGAUCGUUACACAAGAAACAGAACCAAAUAUUUCCAAACAACUGGAUAUUGCAUCCAUUCGACUGUUAGAACAGGAGAUAUCGACUCGACUGGCGUUCCAAAAAUUGUCAAUUGGCUGAUAAAUUUGCAUUUCAAUAGUUUAUUUAAAAGCAGCAUUCAAUCAUUUGUUGAUGAUAUUUGGUCAGCUUAUUACGAGAAAGCCAUUAAUGUUAUGUUGACUAAAGUUCCGAUCGGAGAACUGUUUACUUGUGAGAUGGACAGAGAUGGUCAUUAGUCAGCUUGAAUCAUAUCAGCUUGAUUCUUGUCAACUUUCUUGUUGUUUUUCAAUUUUUGUAAAAAAUGAAUCGCAACUUUUUUAAAUAAAUUUUUUGUUGAAUUUU